Nothobranchius furzeri (turquoise killifish) is the source of this 4455-nucleotide messenger RNA. Its product is annotated as ankyrin repeat domain-containing protein SOWAHB. Lineage: Eukaryota; Metazoa; Chordata; Actinopteri; Cyprinodontiformes; Nothobranchiidae. The record is from RefSeq and is a predicted model, not a curated record. Gene Ontology annotation, molecular function: protein binding.
ACCUGCGGUGGGCGGGGCUUAUUGUCGUCUGACAGAAACUGUUGUCCGACCUUUGAGACGCAGCCAGCAGACGGAACCAUGGCCACAGAUUUCACCCAGGACUCGGUUCUGUUGUUCCUCCGGAGCAGCGGAGGUUCGGUGAGAAACGCCGACCUGCUGCUCCACUUCAGGCCGUUCCUGCAGGACCCCGCGAACCGGGACCGGAACCGAGAGCUCUUUAAAAAGUUCGUUAACUCCUUAGCCAUCGUCAAGCAGGUGGACGGGGUGUCUCACGUGUUCCUCAGGAAGAAGUUCAGAGGACCCGGAGCUGGACCGGACCCUCCGGGACCCACCGCGAACCACACGGAGCCCUCCGUGGUGAACCCCGCCCUGCCGAGGGAAACGGUCCUACCGGCUGCUGGGCUCAAGGUGACGACGACCAACCCGACGGAGACGACACAGAAACUCGUAAACACCAGUCUGGAACCAGGAAUUAGACCGGUCCCUGUAAGGAGUCAGGUCCCAGGUCUGUCCCAGCCUCCUGGUCCUGCUCAGAGCGUCGAGGUGGGACCGCAGAGAUCUGAUCCUGGACCCCGACCUGGUCCCAGACUCCAGGAUCCAGAACCCCACAGAGGACGAGGUCCUCCUCAUCAGGAGCACCUUCAGCAGGGACCUCCUCCCAGGGUCCCCCCUCCUCAGCGGCUGCCUCCUUUUCUCCAGGCAGCUCCUCUUCAUCAGGGACCUCCUCUUCAUCAAGUUCCUCCUCUUCAUCAAGUUCCUCCUCUUCAUCAGGCAUCUUCUUCCCACCAGGAUCAGGAGCCUCUUCUUCAUCCUCAGCAGGUUCCUGCUCGCCGUCGCUUCAGAUACAGGCCGAGCUACAAAUCGGCUGUUUCUCAGGAUGGUGAUGAUGAAGAGGAUGAGGAGGAGGUGGAGGAGGUCCCGGUAAAACGCAGUGCACCAGGAGGACAGUGGACCCUCUCCGAUGGUUCCAUUUCUCCGUCGUCACUCAACACCACGGAGUUGCCUUCAUCUCCCUCCUCUUCUAGGAGACUACAGAUUUGCAUCCAGGAGGACCCGACCCCUCUAGGUCCCUCAGAGGUCAGCUCAGAACCUGAAGCUGAUUCUGUUCCUGUGGAGGUGAGGUCCAUCCCAGACCCAGACCCAGAACCAGCGUUCUCCAUACAGGGAUCCAACCAGAACCAGAAGCUGCCGUCCAGCAGCAUCUACUCGCUUUCCUCUAAUGAUCAGUUCUACAGCACCGCCUGGCCACCGACCAGAACCUCAGGGAGGAACAGCAUCUCCGAGGGGCUCUCGACCCAAACAGCCAGGACCAAUCUCCGUCAGGAGGAGCCUCUUCUUCGCAGUGACUUUCCUCUUCAUCUGAAGCUUCCUCUGAAACAGGAACCUCCUCCUAGUCAGGAGCCUUCUUCUCUCAGACAGCCUCCUCUUCAUCAGGAACCUCCUCUUCCUCCUCCUCAGCAGGAUCCUGCUGGUCGUUGCUCCAGAUCAAGGCCAACCUACAAAUCGGCGCUCUCUCAGGAUGAUGGUGGUGGUGAUGAAGAGGAGGAGGAGGUCCCAGGAGGACAGUGGACUCAGAGUGUCCCCCUUUUUGUCACAGAUAGGUCCAUUUCUCCAUCUUUCACCAGCAUCGGGUCACCUUCAUCUCCCUCCUCUUCCUCAGGAAGACCAGUUCCACAGAUUUGCAUCCAGCAGGACCCGACCCCUCUAGGUCCCUCAGAGGUCAGCUCAGAACCUGAUUCUGUUCCUGUGGAGGUGAGGUCCAUCCCAGACCCAGAACCAGCGUUCUCCAUACAGGGAUCCAACCAGAACCAGAAGCUGCCAUCCAGCAGCAUCUACUCGCUUUCCUCUAGUGAUCAGUUCUACAGCACCGCCUGGCCACCGACCAGAACCUCAGGGAGGUCCUGCAGCUCUGAGGGGCUCUCGACCCGAACAGACGUGUCUGCUGGUGUGGAGAAAAUCCAGGAAGCUCUGCAGAGGUCUAAAAGAUCGGAAAACGAACGUUCAGCUCUUCGCAGAACCAUCGUGCCGUGGCAUCGCUCCACGGGGGAUCUGUUUGACGACCAGCAGAAGACGGGUCGGUUGUCACCGCUGUAUCACUCUACUGACUGUCUCCAUGACGACCAGCCUUAUCCACCUGAAGCGCCGUGGCGCCACUCCACAGGUGAUCUGCUUGAUGACCCUGAGGGGGCGGAGUCGAGCGACGGCUCCGUCUCCUCCUCCCCUCAGGUCCAGCUGCGCUCGGCGGUGGUCCGGCGACUCAGCACUCGGCUCAGGGGCCGGAUGUGUCGCAGCCUCAGUACCGACCUGGACCAGAUCCUCCAGGACGAAGGCGUCGGCGGAGGGAACGAUGCAGCCCGGCUGAACCGCCUCCACCGGAUCUCCUCCUCUCUCAGCCUCUCCUUAAACCGGUCGGCAUCCUCCCUCUCAUCUCAACCCACUUCCAACUUCUACAGCUCGUCUGUCCAGAUGGGCGGGGAGGACAGAAGACACGUGAGGAGGAGUCUCACCUCCAUCUCCUCUCAUCACGAAGAGUCGCAGGUCCCUCUGGAUGCCAGGGAGCACGCCUGGAUGGUGAAGGCAGCGGCGGGGGCCUGGACGGACAUCUACUCCCUCUUCAGAGAGGACAAGGACCUCCUUAACAAACCAGACUUCAUCUCCGGCUUCACCGUGCUGCACUGGAUCGCCAAACACGGGGACCACCGGGUCCUCAACACCCUGUGGUACGGAGUGGAAAAGGUCGGCAUGAACUUCAACAUAAACGCCAAGUCGAGGGCUGGUCAGACGCCCCUCCACGUCGCCGCCAUCCACGGACACAAAAACGUCAUCCGGUUACUCGUUUCCUCGUUCAAAGCUAACGUGACGCUCAGGGACACGGCAGGCAAGAAGCCCUGGCAGUACCUGAGCAACAGUUCGCCUGACAUGCUGGAGCUGCUGAAAGCGCCGCGGCGGUAUGGCGGCACCACAGAAGACUCGAGCUGGUCAGCGCCGCCGCCCCCGCCGCCGCAGCAGCGUCGCCGUCUCCAGCAUCACUUCUCCUCAGCCUCCUCGGGUCUGAAGCAGAGCACAAAGGUCAAAAGGUCUACCUCCAUCGCAGCGUUCCUCAAAAACAAGGCGCUGACGCAUUUUUAGGAGCAUCAUUCCGAUUCAGGAUUCAUUCGGAUUCAUCCGUUCAUCAAACUCUGGGGCCCGUUUUACAGGAAUCUGCCUUUUCUAUUGGGCUGGACUCGGGUCUCCUCUUUGAUGCAUCUAAUCAUCUCAAAAAUCACUUCCUGUUUACAAAGAGUCCUUUAUUAAGUGUUCAUUAUCCUGAUGACUUAUGUCGUCAUCCAACCAGGAUGGAAAGUCAGGAAAACACCAGUCACUGGUCACUUCUUAACAUUUGUUCAUGUUUGGUAGUUUAUGGGUUAAUUUAUGUGAAUUACUGCUUAUUAUUGACUUAAAGCUUUAACGUUCCGACGUUCUUUUAGAUUUCACCAAAAUAACUAAUUUUCAUUAAAACAUAAAUUUUUUCUGAUGAGUUUCUCAAACGUUUUUUCUACUUAUUAACUACGAACUGAUCUAAUAGACCUAAUGAAAAGCUAAUGAUUGUAAAUGAUUUAUCAAAUUAAAGAUAAUAACCACAAAAUAACAUAACCGCUUAAAUAAUAUUAAAUACUUUGUUAUAUAUAACUAAGUUUUAAUAUUUAAAUAUUCUUUAUUGCAGUAGACCCUCACAUUAAAAGUCUACCUAAUAGAAUAAACGUCUUUAUUAUUUUAUUUCUAACGUAGUGACUCGGUCAGCCAGACCCGUGUCUAAAAGUUUUGUUCUAUAAAAAAAUACUUUUUAAAGAAGGAACUCGAUAUCUGAAUUAGCAGCUAAUUUUACUGAUUAACUGAAUUCGAAUCCAGUUCUUUAUUAACUCACUGAGAUUUUUUUAAUGCAAUAAAUUAAUAUUUCAGAGCGUUUUUUGGGUAAAACUUAUAAAUCUUAUUUUAGUCAUGAAACAGCUUCCUGAGCAGCCUCGGUGCAGGAAAACGGCGUUUGCAGGACUAGUCUGAAUAAAGCAGCUUCCAGGGUCCAAAUCCGGCCGGGUUCCGUUUCUGUUUCUGCUGAACUCAUCUUGUUAUGUCAGAUUAAAUAAGAAAUAAAUGCAGGAGAUUUAAAACCCCAGCAACCUACUGGGGUUUUAUUCAGACUAGCCGUUAGCUCAUCAGUCCUGUGAACUCAAAUUCUCUGGACUGAGGCUGUUCAGGUUGUUGCUAAGAGACGACUUGUUUCAGAAAAGGUCAAACGUCUAAACGUCUGAUUAGCAUCUGACGGAGGAACAGGAAGCUGAACGCCAGUAGAGCGUACACGGCAGGUUUACUGUGAUUGGUGCUGCAACACACCUGUAUAGUAUUUUAAUACCAAAAGUUUAGCUUAUCGUACUGUUUCAAGUUUUGUUUUUUCUGACUUUAAUAAACUGUUUGAGUGGA